CCUCAGCCCCAGGGUCUGACCCUCAGCCCCAAGUAUCCGAGCAAGCAGGAGGGUGCUGGCAGGUAAGGAUGUCCCAACGGCAGCCUGUGGAGAGCCUAGUGUUCUUUCUGGUUGGGAGGAAGCAUCAUGCACCUGGAGGUCCUGCGACACAAGGAUCAGGGACAAAUGAGUCAGAUCAUGGUUAAACCAGGGGCACAGCAGCCCAGCUCUGUGCCGAACUGCUGCUGGGGACCGGAGGUGAGGGCCCCAGUCUGCAUGCAUUUCACCGAGCGGCUCCGCACACAAAUCCCACUGCCUGAGCCCGCACUCACCAUCACUCCCCACGCCGAUCAGUCACCGAGGGUUUUUGCACGUUUCAUUCGUUUCUACCGGGCAGGAGCAUGGGGCUCCAGGUGCGACACCGCCAAGAGCCGACUGCUCCGCGCCGCGGACCGGCAGCAGCCUCCCCUGCGACAGCGGCGGCCCCACACCGCCCGCACCCGCUGGCCGCCAGCCCAAGCGGCCCCAAAGCUGCCGAGCCGUGCCCAGACGCCCGCACCGGGACCCCGCAGACGCCCUCGCUCCGCCCGGUGCCCGCCGCUCUCCCGGCGCUGUGCGCUCCCGACGGCGGCGGGAUGGCGGCGUCCCGACGGCGCUGGGGAUGGGGACCACGGGGGGGGUGGCGGGAGGAGAGGGGGGGUUGCCGGGGCUGGGCGCUGCCCCUGACCGCGGCGGCGGCGGCGGCACGCCCGGCCCUGCCCGCGCCUCCCGGGCUGCGGGGCGUUGCAGGGGGAGUGCCGGCCGCCCGGGCGCGGAGCCGCUGGACACCGCCGCAUAAAAGCCGCGGCGGAGCGGCGCUGCGCCUCCUCGGCUCGGCCCGGCUGGGGGCCGCCCCGACGGCCGCAUGACCGCCGAGAGCCGGCUGCCGCCGGGCCCCCCGCCGCCGCCCCCGCCGCUGAAGACGGACGCGGCGCCGCCGGGGGAAGAGGCGGCGGCGGCGGCGGGGACGCGGGGCGGGCGGCGGCGGCGCAAGCGUCCGGCGGAGCGGGGCAAGCCGCCCUACAGCUACAUCGCCCUCAUCGCCAUGGCCAUCGGGCAAGCGCCCGAGCGGCGGCUGACGCUGGGCGGCAUCUACCGCUUCAUCACCGAGCGUUUCCCCUUCUACCGCGACAGCCCCCGCAAGUGGCAGAACAGCAUCCGCCACAACCUCACCCUCAACGACUGCUUCGUCAAGGUGCCGCGGGAGCCCGGCCGUCCCGGCAAGGGCAACUACUGGAUGCUGGACCCCCACGCCCGCGACAUGUUCGAGAGCGGCUCCUUCCUCCGCCGCAGGAAGCGCUUCAAGCGCAGCGACCUCUCCACCUACCCGGCCUUCCUCGCCGAGCGCCCCGCCGCGCCCUGCCGCCUCUUCCCGCUGCCCGCCCCGCCACCCGCCGCCGACCUGCCCCCGGCCCCCGCCGCCGCCGCCGCCUCCUGCGCCUUCGCCACGGCCGCCGCCUUCCCCGCGCAGGGCUGCGCGGCCACCGCUCUGCCCCACGCCUACGCCCCGCUGCCCACCGCCCCCGGGCCCUACGCGCCGGGUGGCCCCGGGCAGCUGUACGCGCCGUCGGGGCGCCUCGUGCUGCCCGCCUCGCCGCCCGCCCCCGCCGGGCUCUACGGCCGCCGCUCCCCCGCGCACUACCCGCCGCUGCCGCACGCCUACGGCGCCGGAGGGCAGCUGGGCGCCGCCGAGCCCGGCCCGCGGCACGGCGCCUACCCCGGUGGCCCCGACAGGUUCGUCCCGGCGCUCUGACCCGGCCCGGAAGAAGGCCGGGCGGCCCGACGGCGCGGACUGGAGCCCGGGAGAGGCCGGGCUGUGGGGCUCGCCCGACGCAGCUGGACCCAGGGCCGCCCAGGAAGAUGCUGGAGGACCUUGGGCUGCACCUCCGCAUCCUGCCACCUGCCCGGGCUGCCCGUCGAGGAGCGCCGCAGCCGGCUGAGGGGGGCCUGCCCAGCCCCUUUGGCUCUCACUGGAGAAGCCCUAGGGGCUCCCAAGUGCCUGAAUGGGGCAAACAGCCCUUCCCUCUCUUACACCUUUCCUGAGGCAGGUGCUCAAAGCUUCCUGCCAGGCUCCCACCCUCCUGGCACAACCAACUGAGCCCCCAGGUCUACCCGGGAGGAUCUCACUUUUAAGUCUCUCCACUGUUGACAAUUUUAUGUAUAGAACGAAACAUCUGCUGGGGCAGGGGAGGAGGGAGGCAGGAGGAAGCGUUCCCCAGCCUCGUGCAGCCAAAGCUGUAAAAGUGGGAUGCAUGGCACUAACGUGGUGGCGUGUCCCUCAUGAUGUGCAGGGCUGUCACAUCAGUUACUGCACCAACAACGCAGCCCAGGCUGGAGGAGGUUUAGAUGCUGAGGUUGCAGCCAAACACAGCAAGUCAGAUCCCUCCAGGGCUCAUGCUCUGUGCUGCAGGCAUUAAGAGAAUGGUGGGAUCGGAAGUACAAAAACUUUUACUGUGACCACGCUCAGCUGCUGGAAAAGAGACCCAGCGAGGCAGCAGUAUCUCUGCCCUUGGAGGUCUUCCCGGCUUGAUUGAACAGAGCCUGAGUGACCUGAUCUGUCUUUGGAGUUGGAUCCAAUGUUGAAUUUUGACCUGCUUUGAGUGGACACCUGGUCCAGAGGUCUACGGAGGUACUUACAACCUAAAUUACUUUUAUCCUAAGGUCAGCCCAACUCUGUCUGUAGCGUAGAGAAAUCAGCAUUUAUGGGGGCAAACUUUCCAUCCUGAAACAAGUUGGAGAGGCAGGACAUAGUGCCUUUUCAUCUUCGUUUGCUCCCCUUUCAAGCUUCCCUAGGAUGGAAGAAAGGCUAGAGGAAAACAUAGAGGGGGCAACUGAUAGGAAUGGAUGUGAGCGGCAAAGGCUUGAAAAUAGAUCCAUGGGGAAACUCAAGGAAAUCCCUCCCAACAGAUCCCAUCAGGGCCUGGAGAGGUGGUGGAUGUUCAGGGCUCUGCCUGGGGCUAUGAGCAGAGUGGGAGCAGAUAUAACCCUGCUGCUGUCCAGAUCUCCUUAUCCAGCUACUUUUUCUUGUGGAGCGGGAGCCAGUGUUACCAAGACUGAGGAGGUUGGUGAGGGAUACUGCCAUGUGAUGGAGCCUUGCUUGGGGAGAGGUAGGUGCAAAGUGCAGCCAGAGCCUCAGCAGGAGCUUUUGGAAGAGCAGAGAGGGUGCACCAGGGUCUCUCUCACCACAGAAAGAUUCAGAUCAUAGUAUAACUGGGGUUGGAAGAGAUCUUGGGAAGUUUCUGUUCCAAUUUUGUGCUAGAAGCAGGGUCAGCUCUGAGUCAGACCAGGCUGCUCAGGCCUACCUAGUUGAGCCCUGUCAGACUCCAAGGAUGGAGAUGGCACAGUGGUUUUGGGCAACUUGACUGUCCUCACGGGGGAGUUUAUCCUUCAAUCCAUUCAGCACUUUCCUAGUCUCAUUUCCUGUCUACUGCCCUGUGUCCUGCUGCUAUGCACUGCUGCAAAGAGCUCUGAUCCCAUGAAGACACCUGUACCUUCUGGUCCAUGGAGGAUUUUUUAGAUGAGGUCCUCAGCAGGAUGAAAAUUGUGUAGAGGCAGGUCCUUGCCUUCUGUGGGUGGGUACUAAGGUCCAGGUAUUCAAAGUGGGACAUGCAAGGAAGAAAACAGAAUGGAGCAGGAAGGUGUCUGGAUGUCCCCACAGCGCAGUUUGGGUGGAGGAGGCUAAAGCCCUCUGCAGUAGCUGGACAGAAGUUGUAUACCUGCGUUCCAUGGGGCUCUGAGGUAGGAGAUGAGUUUUAGAUUCACAGCACCCAUCCCUCUCUCAGAAUGGUGAGGACAGCACGUGGUGGGCAAGGUACCUCAUGGGCUGGGAGGCUGGGGCUGGCCUGGCGCUGCUGCCCCUUGUCCAUCCAGAUCUUUUUGUAGUAUGUCAGGAAGCUCUGCUGCCUGCACACAGAGCUGGGGUGGUUUCGUUGCUGUCACUGGGGGCAAGUGUAAGUGUCAUUCGGAUCUUUGGUGUGGUCAGGUGAAUCAGAUUUUUUUCCCUUCCCUGCUUUCCCUCCAGAAAAGCAGCGUUGUCUCUUUCUGUGUCCUUCCUGCUCCUGGUGUGUCCAGAAACUGCUUCCAUCCUGGCAGGCGCAGAGCCCUGCCUCUGCAUCUUGACUGCCUCAGCCUGGGGCAGGUCUCGCCAGAUCCUCUCCCAACUUCUCCCUUCACCAGCUGGAAAAGAAGCCGUACACUUGGUUGCACUCUUAGUUUUUUGAUAGCUGCCUGCUAGCUCUCUGCUUUUAUUGGCUGCAAGGACUGGACUGCAUCCCUUUGCUAGCAAGUCAUGCAGACCUCUUUCUGGUUUAGGGGUAGCUGGGAGAGGAAUUGUCCUGCCUCCUAAUGCCUUCCUUCUUCCUGUAAGAGCAGUUAUCAGUGUGGAUCAGAUCAUUUUCCUGAGCCUAGAGGUCUUCUGGCCCUUGUUCCCCAUUACUUCAACCUGAUUUUUUUCUCUCCUCCAACCCUGGUGCUAGUCUAAGGUUCAGUCUAAAAACAAGGUCAUCAGUGAUGAUACAGGUCUUGUGUAAGCUAUUCCUGACCUCAGAUAGCUUUGGUAGCAAGUUCAGGGAGCAAAACGCAGUGUCUGGAGGAUAUCCAUGAUAGAUCUUGAUGACUCAGAAGGCACAAAUUGGGUAGGUUCAGUUGCAUAUUGUUUGCAGAUAAAGUCUAGAUGCUUGUUCUUACUUUUCUCCAGAUCUUUUAUACCUACAAGCUAGGUAAACCAGACAUACCUAGAAAGUAUACUUUCUGCAGCAGGUGCAGUGAUGAGCCUUUUGCAUCAAGGCACAUGGCCACAAACUGCUUCACCUUCAGCCACAAGCAGCUAGAAAACCUGGGCAGGAGCUUCGUGCUCAGUGAAGAGCUACACAGACCCUUCAAGGGACAAUACGUCUGUGUGGGGUCUCUGCCCUUUGGGGUUUUUGAGAUGAAAAUAGACAAGGCUAUACCUGCCCAGUGCUAAUGUUUGCAAUACUCCAACCUCCUGCUUGCAGCAGGCCUGGAGACUCAGAGAUCCCUUCCCACCAGCACUGUCAUGGUUUUGUGGCUAUUGCAACCUCUCUGAGUUGUGCAGGCUCAGAUGCAAAGGGUGUGCUGAACACUGCAGGUCUGUCCCUUGUGGCAGCAGGAUGUGCUGGCCCUGUGUCUCACGCGUGACCACUGGCAGAGGAGGACAAGGUUGUUGCAUCCUUGGGGAGCCAUGGGGUUGGGCCGGUCAUGAGGAUAUGGGGAUAUGCCAUGGGGAUAUAUUAGAUGGUUGGAUCUCAAAUAUAUGCAUGUGCCAUGGGGAUAUGUUAAACAUUUGGAUCUCAAUGUAUUUUUGCUGGGCACUUUGCUUGUAGUUCUCAGGCACCAUCCAGAAUAAGGAAAAAUUUUGAUUUCUGGAAGCUUUAUUGUAAAUAUCUGAGGGGCCUCCUUUUAGCAAAGCUAGUCUUAAUUUUCAAACUAGUCUCUUUUUUUCUGGGAGAAGAGUCUAAUAGGUUUAGGUUAUAGUGCUGUAGGAAACACUUAAGUGUAAGCACAGAGGAGGAGAGAGAAAGGCCUUGAAAGUGCUCAUUCCUCAGAGGACAGAGCCUCUUGAUUCCUGCUCUGCCCAAGUUCUGGUACAGUCAGGUGCUGCACUGACUCUGGGAAAGAGGUGGAUUGUUACAGCCCAGGAGAACAUUUUAUUAUGUAUUGGAGAUUUUUUGUAUUUACUCUUCUACUUCACUUGUAAUGGAAAUAAAUCUUUGUCCUGU
Messenger RNA from Falco peregrinus (peregrine falcon), 5756 nucleotides. It is a transcript of the gene FOXE1, whose product is annotated as forkhead box E1. NCBI's taxonomy places the organism in Eukaryota, Metazoa, Chordata, Aves, Falconiformes, Falconidae. Gene Ontology annotation, biological process: regulation of transcription by RNA polymerase II; cell differentiation; anatomical structure morphogenesis. Gene Ontology annotation, molecular function: DNA-binding transcription factor activity, RNA polymerase II-specific; RNA polymerase II cis-regulatory region sequence-specific DNA binding. The record is from RefSeq and is a predicted model, not a curated record. The transcript has a single exon. Bases 884 to 1771 code for a protein of 295 amino acids.